GAAAGUGCACGACAUUUCCUCUGCAUCAGGAAAGUUUAAGUCAGUUUGGUGUUUGGAUGUGACAGAGAUAGAGGAAGGAGGAGAGAGCUUGCUGGAGCAUCAGAUCCAGGCGUGAGGUCGAUGGCAAGGUUCAACACUACAGUGUAAACUGUGAAAAGAGGACAGGGAGGAGGAAGACAAUCAGACCUGUAUAUGAUUUAUCAGAAAUGCAGGAUGUAUGUAUACAGAGAGGUUCUUGACUGUUACAUACGAUGACUGCAUGAGAGUCAGGUGGUCCUGUGGGAAGGGACCCUUUCUGGACACACACCCCUUCUUAAAUUAAACACAAACAUACACUCACAUGCAUGUGUGCAUUCUCACAGAGGACGGAUGCAGCUCUACGAAUUCUGAGGACGAAAAGAUGGAUCCUGUUCAGAAGGCAGUGAUCAACCACACCUUCGGGGUUCCACUGGUCAAGACCAAGCGACCCAUCAUAUCCUGUAAUGUCUGCCAGAUUCGAUUCAAUUCAGAGAGCCAGGCAGAGGCACAUUACAAAGGAAACCGUCACGCCAGAAGAGUUAAAGGCAUUGAGACCUCCAAGACUCGUCCACAGGACAGUGACAAGCCUCCUCCUGGACCUACAUCCUCCCCGUCUCCCCUGGGCGCCACAAACUCUGACAGUGACUCCACCAAAGCAGAAGAGACACAGCCUGUACCACCACAGUCAGCCCAGGAACCCAUGAUCGUGUCAGCUCCCCCUACUCCAGACUCCCCUGGUCCAUCCUCUGGUGCUCCCAUACCAAGCCCAUCAACCACUGUUCCCCAACCUGCUAGCAGCUCCUCGCCUGGCUGUGUCUCUGUAAACCCGGAGCCGUCUGGAGCCCCUGGCACGACCACGCCUAGCCCGGGCAACGGCGAGACUGAGGACGACAAAGCCAAAAAAUUGCUGUACUGCUCACUGUGCAAAGUGGCUGUUAACUCUCUCUCGCAGCUGGAGGCUCACAACAAAGGUACCAAACACAAAACCAUUCUGGAAGCCCGAAGCGGCCUGGGUCCCAUCAAGGCGUAUCCUCGUCUGGGUCCCAAGCCCAGUGGAGAAACCGGACCUACAGACCCCAACACUCAGGAACGCACCUUCCACUGUGAGAUCUGCAAUGUGCGGGUCAAUUCAGAACUGCAGCUCAAACAGCACAUAUCAAGUCGAAGACACCGGGAUGGAGUAGCAGGAAAGCCCAACCCACUUCUAGCCCGAAAAAAGCUCAGGGGUGCAGAACUCACAGAUCUCACUAAAGCAUUGGGUGCCGGCCUCCUCCCGAAUCCUCUGGCUAUGGCUGCAGCAAUGGCGGUGGUAGCUUCGUCCAAUUCACUCGCUCUCCGCAAUGCAGCUCCCGCCCCUCACCCUCAUCACCAUCUCUUACAGGCCACGCCUCUCAGCCACGCAAUUUUGAGACCGGCCCCGGGGCCAAUCCGCACCUCACACGGGCCGAUCCUGUUCUCGCCCUAUUGACACCCAGUCGUGAACUACAGUCAGCCGGAAGCAGCACCUCCAAAAGCACACUGUGAAGUAAUCAAGGGGAAAAGGAAAGGCAACCACAGCAAAGGCUUUACUCAUACACUGACUGCUCAGAUCACAAGCUGGUAAAGGGAGAGCAAAUGAAGAUGACCUGACAGGAGUCCAAUUUACUCUUGUGUCCUACCUAUUGACCUUUUAUUGGAGCAACGGACUGAUUAGUGAGGAAUAUAAAUAAAACAAUGAUGAAAUGGAGAGCCGUAUUUACUCCACUUCUGCUUUCAUCUCCUUUUCUCACAAACAUUGUCAGACAGAAAUAGAUGUAUGAAACCGAAUGCUGUAACUACAGACAAGUGUAACUUGGAUGCAAAUAUGUAACAUACACAAACACGCACAGUAAAAGACUACUGCUGACUGGUUCCAUAUGUAGGCAGCCACAUCAUCUGCAGACGUUUAGUGUCCUCAACCCUAUGCACCUUUAAAAAAACCUACAAAACCCAAUUCUGUUAGUCGAAUAGCUGCUUCAGUGAUCUCUUCUUUGGUCAUGUUUAAAAGCUGAUAAUAUUUUUCCAGAAGAGAAACGUUGCUCUGCAUAAUGCACCCACAUUAGUCCUGCACAGGAACUACAUUCUGAGACAGGACACUGGGGGCAACACUGUUUGUGGCCAGUAAAAAUUGGCAUUUCGUUUAAUGCUAGUGUAUACCCACAUCACAAAGUCCUCCGACAGUGGUGAAUACAUUUAGCUCUGCAGAAAUGAAAGAAAUAAGCUGAUCUGCUGGUUGGCUAAAAUCAAAUUUGCAGAUCCAACCUCCCAAAGGAAGACCAGCCUACAUUGUUUAUUGUAGCAUAGUGUAGCGUAGUCCAGAACUUCCAACCUGGUUAAUAUUGACAGUAACGUUUAUAAGAUAAAUAUGUAGAUGAUGUUAUAGCAGUUACUAGACUCAUGGAUGAUGGUGUUCAAUAGGCGGUGGGGAUCUCAAAGAGAGACAGACCAUAUAAAAGGGGUGUCCAAACUAAAAUCCCAAAUCAUUUGCAGCCUGUUAUCAUUUUUAAAAGCUGGUUUGUUCCCAUUGAAUGAGAGCUACAACCUGGGUGAGAGCCACCUUAUUCUGUUUAUUAUGGCUUCAUUAUAGAUGAAAAUACUUCCAUAAAUUGAGGAGUUUUGGUUAAGCUAAAUAAAGAAGAAGACUUAAGAAUAAACUUCCUUUUGGAAAAGUAAAAACUACAAACGUAUAGUGUUAGAGAGAGAGGAAAGCCUCUCCUGAUUAGUAUUGACCAAUUAUACAGUUUUGGACCUCUAGCCACAGAGCUAAAGCACCAUUGGCAAUCACAUGUAUGACCUCCUCUCAGUAAGGUGAUCAUUUUACUAGGAAAUCAAUGAAUUUACAAGUGAAUUAAAUCUAGCCUACUAUUAAAUUCAUUUAAACAAUUGAUCUGUAAGUGCAUGUGAGCGAGUGUGUGAUACCUUGUGAUAGAUUGGCGCCCUAUCCAGGGUGUGUCUUGGUGGUACCAGACCCAUCAUGACCAGAAUGAAAGCAGUUACAUUGAAUCCACAGAUCCUCCAAAAGCCAUACACCAAACAUGUAGACUCUCAAUAAAGCAGGGUAAUAGUGACAAUCGGGCAGGUCUUUUGUAUUUUUAUUAUUAUUAUUUUAAUAUCACCACAAGCUUGUCUCCUGCAAAUUAUUAUGAGCUUAAGUUUGGACCCCCCUGCAUCAUAAGCACAGGUAUGAACUCUCAUGUGUUCCUCAGUCCAUCUUCUCUCUCUCUUCCACAUAUAUGUGAUUAAACUGAUUAUGCAACCUUGAAAAAAGUCCAGCAAUAUAAAAACCCAGCUCCUUCAACACUCCCUUCCACCUGCAGCCCCGCUAGGAUCGACGCUCCAUACUGUGAGGGGCAGACGAAUAAACGAAGUGUAGAGAGGGACGGGGUGAAUAAUAACUAACAAGAAAGGAAAUGAGAAGAUACCCAAGUAGCCAGACUGUGCAGUCUUCUGGGUUAUGAUCUGAACUUCCUGUCUUGAAUUUAAAGCCAUGCAAUGCAUAUAAUUUCUAUUCUUUUAUUAUGAUGAUAGAUUUAAAGUUAAUAUUGUUGUUAAUUUUCAUAAAACACUGAUUUGAUGCUUAUCGUUGUGAAGACUGUGGUGGGGAUAAUAUUUUUUUAUGUAAGCCUGUACAGGAGAGGAAAUUCAGGGGGGCGUGGCCUACUCUCUGUAGAUAAUAACUCACCUGGUGAAAUAUAUUAUUUGGACACGUUUCUCCACUGGUAACCAUCUUCAACCGACAAGCGAUGCGCUAAAAUGUCUUACUGUCUGGAUUUUGCAAUGCAAUAAGCAAUCGAACUGUGUUCUAGAUGAGCAUAAACCAAAUGUACAGGGUUCUGUGAAUGGAUGCCAUGCUCAUGGGUAUCUGGGAUCAUUCUCAGAGAUGCCGACCUUUCCCCGAGCACCAGGACGGGCUGGCAUGGACUCGUUUGCCCUUCACAUUAAAGGGCUUAUGAAUCUGCAGAAAAUCUGAGUGAAAAUAUUUAGUCAGCCAUACUAUUCAAACAUGUAGCCUAGUUUUAGUUUCAGGUUGUUUGUUUCAUAUAUGUGUGGACAGCAGGUUUAAUAGUGUGUCAUUAUCAUGAAAAUGCCAUUACGAAAUGCUAACACUUUAGCAUCCACCAUUGUGCUUUGAUUAAAGUGACCUCUAUUUCAAUUAUUUCAUUUUGUCAUUAGUAAGGCACUAGGGUGCUUAUAGGGUUCCAUGGGCACUAUCGGGUGCUAUAGUUCUAGUUGGUGUGUAUCCUUUAGUGUUAAGUGUGUAUAGACCAACAGCUGGAUGUAUAAAAUGAAAAGAAAAAAAAACACAUCUGGCCCCGGUGUGCUCAGUGAUGUACAGUUGAGGUCAAAAGUACACUCGUAAUGGACAUGUGUGUCAUAGCAGUCCUGGGAUUUCAGUGAUUUCUGCAACUCUUAUUUUGAGUGACUAAAUGGUUGGAAAUUGAUUUAGUCUAUAUGUGCUGACGCCAAUAUAAAUAUUAUAACUUAGUUGCUGAAUUCAGUAUAGAUUCAGUAUAUUUAUUAACCAUUAAACUCAAAAAGAAGAAUGUGUUCUAACAAUUCAGUCACACAAAAAAAAUUGUUGCAGAAUUCCAGUACAGAAGCCAUGACGUACAUGUCACCUGUGUGUAAACUUUAGACUUUAAUUGUAUGAUAAACUACCUGUAAUUCUGGAUCUGUGGCUGUAUUUUAGUACACCACUGUGGUGAUUACUGACACUGGAUACGUGUAUAAGGGGCGAUGUGAUGCCAUCAGGGGCAAAUCAAAUGAUCCACUUCCCAGCACACUAAUCAUAAUACAGGUCAUGAACUCUUUAAAGAAUCUGAUUUUCUCAUCUGUGGUCGUCAUCGUUUGCAUCGUCAAUGUACAUAAAUGUCUGAAAUUCCUUGGUAGAUUCAUCCACUGUUCAGGGCAGGUGUAAUGUUAGUGAUACAGUGUGUUUUAGCCGUAGCCUUACUCCACCCUAAGCCUCUCCAUGAGCAAAGAAAGGGAAAUACUGGUGAAAAAUACUGGUGAAACCUUGUCUCACCAAGGCUAUUUCUGAAUUUGUCCGAGGGGAAAAGAGUACGUCUGGUGAAUCGUAGCAAUAUUCAAUCCAUACUGGCUACUCUUGUUUAUUGCAAUAAGGAGGUCAACCAAUAAAUGCAUAGCCUAUGUGAGUAAAUAUUAUAGUGAUAAUUUAAAUGAAACACAGACGUUUAUGGAAAAUAUUAUUGGUAUCAAAAAAUAAAAAUAGUAAAAAAUGUCUAUAAGUCAAUAAAGAAUAUUAAACAUGGUA
Messenger RNA from Trichomycterus rosablanca, 5311 nucleotides. RefSeq names its product zinc finger protein 385A (gene znf385a). The transcript is spliced from 7 exons. Lineage: Eukaryota; Metazoa; Chordata; Actinopteri; Siluriformes; Trichomycteridae. The record is from RefSeq and is a predicted model, not a curated record. Gene Ontology annotation, cellular component: nucleus. Gene Ontology annotation, molecular function: nucleic acid binding; zinc ion binding. The coding region runs from base 341 to 1486 and encodes 381 amino acids.